GGGCCUGGCCCAUAAUAGAAGCUUAUUGCUUGCUGCCUCAGAAGUCAGAUCAGAAGCUUGACCCAAAAAAGGAAAAGAAAAAAGACCACCAAUGGUUUACCGAUGACGAUGAUGAUUGGACAAUGGGAUUCUGCGAAAGAAAGGUAUGCGGUAACUUGAGGCUACUGAGCAAAAAUUCCCCCGGCUCUUCUAACACGAUGUACUCUGCUUCGGCCAUUUCGUUACCAACGUUUCGUCUCCAUUGUAGUAUUCCGACAGAGCUAUCAUCAUGCCGUCCCAAGUUGAGCCGAAUUCAGACAAACCCAUCCAUCGGGAAGCCCGUCCAAGUCCCUUCUCCGAAUCUCGCUUCUUUCGAUGGAGGCCUUAAUGAAGCUUUUCAACGGCUGGACGUCAACGGAAACAACUCUCCAAUCGAAGCCUAUGCCUACCUUCUCGAGCUUUGUGGUAAAAGCAGAGCUCUCUCUCAAGGUCGGCAGCUGCAUUCCCGCCUUUUCAAGACUUUCCCUGCUUUUGAAUUUGACUUUCUGGCCGGUAAGCUUGUCUUUAUGUACGGUAAGUGUGCUUCUCUGGAUGACGCAGAGAAAGUGUUUGACGAAAUGCGUGACAGAACUGCCUUUGCCUGGAAUGCGUUGAUCGGAGCCUAUGUUUCGAAUGGUGAACCUGCUUCCGCUCUCUUUAUCUACCGGAAUAUGCGUGUGGAGGGCGUUCCUCUCGAUCUUUACUCUUUUCCUGUCUUGCUUAAAGCCUGCGGCAAACUUCGAGACAUCAGGAGUGGCACUGAGCUUCAUUGUAUGCUCGUUAAACUUGGCUUCAAUUCAACAGGUUUUAUCGUCAAUGCGUUGGUUUCCAUGUAUGCUAAGACUGAUCACCUAAGCGCAGCUAAGCGUCUCUUUGACGCAUCCCAAGAGAAAGGAGAUGCUGUUCUCUGGAAUUCUAUUUUGUCUUCAUAUUCCACGUCUGGGAAAUCUCUGGAGACAUUACAAUUAUUCAGAGAAAUGCAAAUGACUGGUCCUGCCUCCAACAGCUACACUAUUGUUUCUGCUCUCACAGCCUGUGAAGGUUUUUCAUAUGCAAAGCUAGGGAAAGAGAUCCACGCUGCUGUCCUGAAAUCAACUCACUCUUUUGAAGUAUAUGUGUGCAACGCCUUGAUUGCUAUGUAUGCCAGGUGUGGUAAAAUGCUUGAGGCAGGAAGGAUCCUUCGUCUGAUGAAUAACGCUGACGUUGUCACAUGGAAUUCUCUGAUUAAGGGAUAUGUCCAGAAUCUCAUGUACAAGGAGGCCUUACAGUUCUUUUGUGAUAUGAUCGCUGCUGGCCACAAACCCGACGAGGUUUCAUUGACCAGUGUCAUUGCAGCGUCAGGAAGAUUAAGCAAUCUGUUGGCAGGAAUGGAAUUGCACGCUUACGUGAUUAAACAUGGCUGGGAUUCCAAUUUGCUGGUUGGGAAUACGUUGAUAGAUAUGUAUUCAAAGUGCAACCUCACAUGUUACAUGGGCCGUGCGUUUCUUAUGAUGCAUGAAAAAGAUCUUAUUUCAUGGACUACAAUCAUUGCUGGUUAUGCCCUGAAUGAUUGUCAUGUAGAGGCCUUACAACUCUUCCGGGAUGUUGCUAAGAAAAGGAUGGAGAUUGAUGAAAUGAUGCUGGGAAGCAUCCUUCGAGCUUGUAGUGUGCUGAAAUCCAUGCUCAUUGUCAAAGAAAUUCAUUGUCACAUUUUGAGAAAAGGUUUAAUUGAUACUGUGAUACAGAAUGAGUUGGUAGAUGUUUACGGAAAAUGCAGGAACAUGGGCUAUGCUUCCCGAGUAUUUGAAUCAAUCAAAGGUAAAGAUGUUGUCUCUUGGACGAGCAUGAUUUCGUCUAGUGCUCUUAAUGGUAACGAAAAUGAGGCUGUUGAACUCUUUCGACGCAUGGCUGAAACUGGUUUGUUAGCUGAUUCUGUAGCAUUGUUGUGUAUACUGUCAGCUGCAGCAAGUUUAUCUGCCCUCAAGAAAGGGAGGGAAAUUCAUGGCUACUUACUCCGGAAGGGUUUUUGCCUAGAGGGGUCCAUUGCAGUUGCAGUUGUUGACAUGUAUGCAUGCUGUGGAGAUUUACAGAGUGCAAAGGCUGUAUUUGACCGGAUAGAAAGGAAAGGUUUGCUGCAAUACACAAGUAUGAUCAAUGCAUAUGGAAUGCACGGCUGCGGAAAAGCAUCUGUUGAGUUGUUCAAUAAAAUGAGGCAUGAAAACGUCUCACCCGAUCACAUUUCAUUUCUGGCACUUCUUUAUGCGUGCAGCCAUGCAGGUCUGCUUGACGAGGGUAGAAGAUUUCUCAAGAUCAUGGAACUUGAAUAUAAAUUGGAACCAUGGCCUGAACAUUACGUGUGUCUGGUUGACAUGUUGGGUCGUGCAAAUUGUGUAGUGGAAGCCUUUGAAUUCGUCAAAAUGAUGAAAACAGAACCAACUACAGAAGUCUGGUGUGCACUCCUUGCGGCAUGCCGAUCUCACUCAGAGAAAGAAAUUGGAGAGAUAGCUGCUCAGAGGCUUCUUGAGCUAGAACCUAAGAAUCCGGGAAAUCUUGUGCUUGUAUCUAAUGUCUUUGCUGAACAAGGAAGAUGGAACGAUGUAGAAAAAGUGAGGGCAAAAAUGAAAGCAAGUGGAAUGGAGAAACACCCUGGAUGUAGUUGGAUUGAGAUGGACGGCAAGGUUCAUAAAUUUACAGCAAGAGACAAGUCUCACCCAGAGACCAAAGAGAUAUAUGAGAAAUUGUCCGAGGUUACUAGGAAGUUGGAGAGGGAAUCAGGUUAUCUAGCCGAUACAAAGUUCAUUCUGCAUAAUGUAGAUGAAGGGGAGAAGGUUCAGAUGCUGCAUGGACAUAGUGAGAGGCUAGCAAUUGCUUAUGGUCUGCUCAGAACACCUGACCGAGCCUGUCUCCGGAUCACAAAAAAUUUACGCGUCUGUAGAGAUUGCCAUACUUUUUGUAAGCUGGUCUCUAAGUUAUUCAGACGAGACAUUGUGAUGAGGGAUGCGAACAGAUUUCAUCAUUUUGGAAGUGGACUGUGUUCUUGCGGAGAGUCUUGGUGACCAAACUUUGACAAAGCAUAUGUUCAUCAAUCCAGACCAAGAUUAUUAAUUAUGUCAUUAGGUCCACAUAGCUUCACAAGGGUUGCAUAUGGCUAUUUGCAUGUGUCCCACCAAGAGAAACAAGUGAAGUCGUCAUCUUAGGAGGGAAUGACUGCCUUUUUUGCACCAUAGAAGGGAAAGAGAGAGAUAGCAAGGGAAUUCAAAGUAAGAGACUAAGAGAGAAGAUGGAGACCUGAUUAAGAGGAAAAAAGUUAAGGCCUAUCAGCAAUUAAAAGCAGGAAGCAGAGACCUAGACACCAAGCUAGGGAUAGAGUCGUCUAACUAGGCUGUUCAGCAGAGACCUUGAGGAAACAUAGGAGGGUGAUUAAGGCAAAAACCUAAAGUUGUGGUCCUUUAGAUACAUGGAGUCAAACUAAGAAUGGACCUUGGCGAAAGCUUCUUCAUGGUCAAGAUUUAAAAUCAGGUACGACACUGUGUACGUGAGAGAGGGAGAGAGAGAAAGAGAUUAGAGAAAGAAAGAGAUGUAUCACAAUAAAGGAGUAUAUUUAGGGUCACAGGUGGUGGAGAUAUAGGUAUUUUGAAGACAAGUCCACAAGGGAACAAGUGAAGCUGCCAGCAUGAUCUAUCUUUGGUUAAGAGAUGAAUGUGUAAACAUAUUGCUUAAACCCAAGCUAGGUCAUGCUCUGACAGCCUCACUCCUUCCUGGUUUAGGACCAUUCACUGAUAAAGCAUUCCACAUGCCGAUUGAAAGAAAAAUAAAGUCUUGUACGCACACAGUUCAGACUACACGAAACCGUUCAGUUUGAAAGAAAUUUGAAGCCAGUGACCAUAACCUCGUGUUCAACGACUCUUUUGAUCAGAUUGGUGGGGAAUCAUCAAGGUUUA
Messenger RNA from Arabidopsis lyrata subsp. lyrata, 3938 nucleotides. RefSeq names its product pentatricopeptide repeat-containing protein At3g63370, chloroplastic. The record is from RefSeq and is a predicted model, not a curated record. Gene Ontology annotation, biological process: RNA modification. The coding region runs from base 123 to 3053 and encodes 976 amino acids. Gene Ontology annotation, molecular function: RNA binding; protein binding; zinc ion binding. The transcript is spliced from 4 exons. Lineage: Eukaryota; Viridiplantae; Streptophyta; Magnoliopsida; Brassicales; Brassicaceae.